GCGAACGCGAGGCGCGGUGGCUUCCAGGCCGGGUUUCUCAGGCAGGACCAGGCUGGGACGUGGGGCUCCUGGCCGGCACACUUUGUGCUUUCCGGGGAAGGGAAGUGGCGGAACCAGAGGCCCCUGUGCAGCGCGGGACUGAGCCCGCCACGCAGGCGCCCGCGCCCCCGCCGCCAUUGUUGCCCGGGGCCUCUCGGGCCGCUCCGGCUGCGGGUCCGCCGGGUCCCAGCGGCAGGGUCUCUUAACCAUCCCUGCAAAUUCUGGGCUCCAAAUUUGCAACUAAGGUGGCUAACUCUACCUUGACUCUGUUCUGCCCCUGGCUGCAGCAGCCGUUGAUAUAAUGUCUUUGUGGCUCUAGCAUGAGACUUCAAGCAGUUGGCUCUCUACUGGAGAAAUAAAGGAUAUUGCCAGAUUGACUCUCCUGUCUGUAGCCAUGUUAGCCCCAAGCAAGAGGAUGACCAAUUCUUCACGCUCCCAAAUCCUUCUGAUGUGGAAGCCAGACAAGGCUCAGUGUGGACCCCACAAUGUUGAAAAGGAAACCCUUGCUUCAAGACUCUUGCGUGACACUGAGACCUGCCGACAGAAUUUUAGGAAUUUCCCAUACCCAGACCUGGCUGGUCCUCGAAAGGCAUUGAAUCAACUCCGAGAGCUCUGCCUUAAGUGGCUGAGACCUGAGAUUCACUCAAAGGAACAAAUCCUGGAGCUGCUGGUGCUGGAACAAUUCCUGACCAUCCUGCCUGGGGAGAUUAGGACUUGGGUGAAGUCCCAAUACCCAGAGAACAGCGAAGAAGUGGUGACUCUGGUGGAGGAUUUGACUCAGAUUCUAGAAGAGGAAGCUGCUCCUCAGAACUCAGCUCUUUCCCAGGAGACCCCAGAAGACUACCCCAAAGGAAGACAUGCUUUCCAGGCAGGAUGGCUAAAUAACUUGGUGACCAAAGAAUCAAUGACAUUCAAAGACGUGGCUGUGGAUAUCACCCAGGAGGACUGGGAGCUAAUGCGUCCUGUACAGAAGGAAUUGUACAAGACUGUGACGUUACAGAACUACUGGAACAUGGUUUCUCUGGGACUUACAGUGUACAGACCAACUGUGAUUCCCAUAUUGGAAGAACCAUGGAUGGUGAUAAAGGAAAUCCUAGAAGGCCCUAGUCCAGAAUGGGAAACAAAAGCCCAAGAGUGUACUCCAGCUAAAAAUAUUUCUAAACUCACAAAGGAUGGAACCAGGACCAUCAAAUUGGAAGAACCAUAUGACUAUGAUGACAGGUUAGAGAGGCGAGCAACAGAUACUUUCAGGAAAAUUCCCACUAAUGAAAGAGAUUUCAGUUUAAAGUCAGUCCUUUCACAAGAAGAUGAUCCUACAGAAGAGUAUCUUAGUAAAUAUGAUAUAUAUAGAAAUAAUUUUGAAAAGCAUUCAAACCUAAUUAUACAGUUUGGUACCCAAUCAGAUAAUAAAACUUCUGUGUAUAACGAAGGCAGGGCAACCUUCAGUCAUGUCUCAUAUGGUAUUGUACAUAGGAAAAUACUUCCUGGAGAGAAGCCUUAUAAAUGUAAUGUGUGUGGGAAAAAGUUUAGGAAAUACCCAUCCCUCCUGAAACACCAAAGUAGCCAUGCCAAAGAGAAAUCUUAUGAAUGUGAAGAAUGUGGGAAAGAGUUUAGGCACAUCUCAUCCCUUAUUGCACAUCAGAGAAUGCAUACUGGAGAAAAACCAUAUGAAUGCCACCAGUGUGGUAAAGCCUUCAGCCAGCGCGCACAUCUUACUAUCCAUCAGAGAAUUCAUACGGGAGAGAAACCCUAUAAGUGUGACGACUGCGGGAAAGACUUUAGUCAGCGUGCACACCUUACCAUACAUCAAAGGACACAUACUGGAGAGAAACCAUAUAAAUGCUUGGAAUGCGGUAAAACCUUCAGCCACAGUUCAUCACUGAUUAAUCAUCAGAGAGUUCAUACUGGAGAAAAACCUUAUAUAUGCAACGAAUGUGGGAAAACUUUCAGUCAGAGUACACACCUUCUUCAACAUCAAAAAAUACAUACUGGAAAGAAACCAUAUAAAUGCAAUGAGUGUUGGAAAGUGUUUAGUCAGAGUACUUACCUUAUUCGACAUCAGAGAAUCCAUUCUGGAGAGAAGUGUUAUAAAUGUAAUGAAUGUGGAAAAGCCUUUGCUCAUUCCUCAACUCUUAUUCAACAUCAAACUACUCACACUGGAGAGAAAUCCUAUAUAUGUAACAUAUGUGGGAAAGCCUUCAGCCAGAGUGCAAAUCUUACUCAACAUCAUAGAACACAUACUGGAGAGAAACCAUAUAAAUGCAGUGUGUGUGGGAAAGCAUUCAGCCAGAGUGUACACCUUACUCAACAUCAGAGGAUUCAUAAUGGAGAAAAACCCUUCAAAUGCAACAUAUGUGGGAAAGCAUAUAGACAGGGUGCAAAUCUUACUCAGCAUCAAAGGAUUCAUACCGGAGAGAAACCCUAUAAAUGUAAUGAAUGCGGGAAAGCUUUUAUUUAUUCCUCAUCACUUAAUCAACAUCAGAGAACUCAUACUGGAGAAAGACCCUAUAAAUGUAAUGAAUGUGAUAAAGAUUUUAGCCAGAGAACAUGCCUUAUUCAACACCAGAGAAUUCACACAGGAGAGAAGCCCUACGCAUGCCGUAUAUGUGGUAAAACCUUCACCCAGAGUACAAACCUCAUUCAGCAUCAGCGUGUUCAUACAGGUGCCAAACAUCGUAACUAACAUGUGGGAGACUUCAUUUAGGUUUUACAACUUAAUCAUUUAAAUUUUAUUUUAUAUGCUUUGUGUUAAAACAUUAUUCAAAAGAAACCCAAAAGAAGUGCAAUAUAUGUUAGAUAUCACACAGCAGAAGUAUCAGAAUUAGUAACAUGGAUAUAACCUAUUUAAAUUUAAUGUGAAAUUUAAAAAGAAAACUUCAUUCACUUCUCAACCUUUAUUUGAUGUCAGUUUAAUUCAUUCCAGAAAGAAACCCUAUGAAAGUAAGAGUACUCAAAAACCUAUAACUCAGCAACUUUUACUGUAUUUAUUUCAAGUACUUCUUAAUGAGGCCUUAUGAGUGAAACUUGGGAAAGCUUCGAUCAAGUAGCGAUUUCACACUAGAGAGUAAUCCUGGGAUGACAGGAAAGAAAAGGCUGCUUUCAGGCUCAGAUAUCAUCCCAGCUGUGAAGCCUUAAAUACGUAAAGGGUCCCCUCCCCCUUUUUACUUCCCUGUUCCCAUUAUGUCAUAACUGCCAAUGUGGAACCAGUAGGUUUGCCAGAAAUGUUGAAAGUAUCUUAAAUACUUCUGUGUGACCACUGUUUAAUUACCUUUUCCUUUAAAUACUGAAAUAUUAAGGGAAGAGAAGCUUAGUGAAAGAUCUGGUAGGAAAGAGAAACUAAUGUGUAUAUAACUCUUAGACGUGUACAAAUUUAGUUAAAUGCAGAAAUUAAACACUCAAGCUUAAUUUAAUCUUUAAAACAUAUUAACCUUAGUUUCACUAGGUUUUGACAUGUGUGUCAUCCUGAAGGAAAAAAUAAGAAUACAAUUCCCAUUUUUCUCACCUGACUCCUAAAUUCAUAAUUUAAGGUUCCCUUUUGACUGUUUUACUGUAGGAAGUCCAUUUCUUCCAUUGAAACACAUGUCUCUUGAGUGCCUACUGUGCUCAGGCCCACAUUUUCUAAUUGGAUCCUUUCAGGGCUUCUUAUAGUGCUGCAAGUCACAGCCAAUGUAAGCAACAGAAAGCUUUCUCAAGUAAAGAAAGAUAAAGAACAUGGUCUUAAUUACUGUGUCAUGGAAUGAGCCUAAGAAACCUGCUAAAAUGGGUUGCCAGAUGGGACCCUGUGCCCCAAGACAAGGAAUUAAUGAAAGCAGCUACCUAAAUAGUGUGAGAAUAAGUAAAUAAUGGAAAAUAGCUUUGAGUUCACUGCAGAAAGUAGGUCAGGGAAAAAAUCAAGGUGAAGACUUGAAAGAAUAUACAUAGGUAACUGUUAUAACAUGACGUUAUUGGACUUGGUUUACCUAAGAAAAUAAGAGUGACUAAUUGAAUAAAACAAAAUUCAGCCUGUUGUUUAUAUGAAGAAACUAAAAAUGAAAUGACUGAUUUUAAAGGAAUAAUUAGAAUUGGUACUUCUUCAUACUUUUAAGUAAAAUGGGAUUACUCUUAAAAUAGGAAAAAUUUUCAGUGGAAAAAGCAUUGAUGCAGAAACUAUCAUUGAUGCAGAUAAUAAACUGAGUUUGUGGGGUCCUAAACAGCAUAAAAGGAAAACUAGCAGAAAUACAAAUAGAAAUAGGUAAAAAUACUACAGCAAUCCCCCCUUAUCCGUGGUUUUGCUUUCUACAGUUUUAGUUGCCUACAGUCAGCCACAGUCCAAAAUUAUUAAAUGGAAAAUUCCAGAAAUAAACAAUUCAUAAGUUUUAAAUUGCACGCUGCCUGAGUAGUGUGAUGAAAUCUUGUUGCCGUCCCCCUCCAUCCCACCUGGGACGUGAAUCAUCCCAUUUGGUGGAUCCCCAACCAUCGAUGACAUCAUGGCUCAAUGAUCGUUCUGACGCAUCACAAGGUCAGCAGUAGCCUAACACUGUCACAAUGCCUCCGUCAUUCACCUCACUUCAUCUCUUCAGAUAAGCAUUGUGUCGUCUCACAUCAUUACAAGAAGGGUGAGUACAAUACAAUCAAAUAUGUAGAGAAAGACCACAUUCACAUAACUUUUAUUAUAGUAUAUUUUAAUUGUUCUAUUUUAUUAUUGUUAAUCUCACUGUGCCUAAAUUGUAACCUUUAUCAUAGGCACAUAUAUAUAGGAAAAAAACAAUAGUACAUAUAGCUUUCAGUACUAUCUGCAAUUUCAGGCAUCCACUGGGGGUCUUGGAACGUAACCCCUGUGAAUAAGGGGGGACUGCUGUACUGUAUUUAAUAUCCACAGCAUUCCACUAUCAGAAUAUAAGACCAUAUUCUGAGAGCUGAGAUUCUAUCUUGCUCUUGUUUCUUCAGUGCCUUGCAUAUGGUGGUCACUAUAUGUUGGUUGAAUUAAUGAAUAAAUAAGUAGGUAAAUUAGAGUUAAGUAAUAAGGUAAAAUUAACAUAUGGAGUGAAAUUGGUAGAAUUUAAAAUUCUUUUGUGCAUACAUACAAAAAAAUAUAAAUAUUGGUGAUUUACUGGGUAAUAGGAACUACUAAAAAAUGAUGAAGCAGAAUCCCCAAAUCUUAACAAUGGGGAUAUUCCUAAAGAAAUCAUGGGACAUCUUUGCACAGGAAAUUUUCCUGAGCGAGAUGAGGAAAAACUGAUAUAAAUCCUGGUGCCAUACAUAUCAGUUUGAGCACGUAUUGACCAUGCAGCUUCAUUUGGACAUUACUGUUCUUAUAAACAUCCUCCAAACCCAAACAGGUGCUGAAGGGAAGACCUGGGUGCUAGCAUCUUAAAGGCUUUCUUGUUGAGUGUUUUCUUCAAGAAGUUGCUUUCCCUUGUCCUCACAUUAGUUAACCUUGAUGUCAUGAAAUCAUCAUUCACAAAGUGCAGAUUGUCUCCAGGUUGCAUAAUACUCAAAUUAUGCAUAUGCCAUAGUUAUGAUGUUAAAAAAUAACCGUUGUAUUUAAGAUGCAGUUUUUGUAAUGCCACUUCAUAGCUUAAACACCACUUUUUUCUCCUGGCGUGAAUGUGUGGAGUAUUCAGAGUCCAUAGCGCCUUUCUUUGAAUUCAUUUGUAUUUCCUGCCUUUGUGUGUUUUAUGUAAAUAACGCAUUUAUAAAGUCUUCCACUAAUACACUGAGGCAAUUAAUGCCCUUAUAAAAUGAUAGUAUAAUAAUAAUAGUGGAGAAUCCUAGAUUUUUCUGUAUUUUUCCCCCUUUUAUAGUUGUCUGACCCACAAUUCAGGUUUUUUAGCAGAUAGUCUUAUUUUCCACAAUUUUUUAUUAUGAAAAUGUUCAAAUAUACAGAAAAGUUAAAGAAUAAUAAAACGAACUGUAUAUCCACCACCUAGAUUAAAAUUAACAUUUUGCCAUAUGUUUUACUGAACAAUUAGAAAGUAACUUACAGACAUGACAUUUUACCCCUAAAAACUUACGUAUGCAUCUCAUAAAAAUAAAGACACUCUUUUAUGUAGCCACACUACCAUUACAUACCUCAAAAAUGAACAGUAAUUCCCUGAUAUCUAAUGCUUAUUAGUCCAUGUUAAGUUUUCCCUGUUGAUCCAGUCAAGUUUCACAUAUUACAUUUGAUUAUGUCUGUCUCUUCUAUCUAGAACAGUCUCCCACCUUUGAAUUUUUUGCAGGACUUUUUUUUUUAAUAGAGCAGGUCAGUGGUAGAAUGUCUCACAUUCAGGAUUUAUCUGGUUGUUUACAUGUGGUCUGUUUAUCUUGUUCCUGUAUCCCCUGUAGUUUCUAUAAAUUAGCAGUUAGAGCCAAACACUUGAUGGAUUCAGGUUAAACAUUUUUAACAGUUCACAGAUGUAUUUCAUAUUGUAUCACAUCAAAAGUCUCAAUAUAUGGUUGACUCACUAUCAGCGAUGCAAAAUUUGAUCACUCGAUUGAAGUGGUAACCACCAUAUCUUCUUAACGUAAAGGUAUGUUUUCCUGUUGCAAUUAAAUAAUCUGUGGACUGACACUUCAGGAGCAUAUGGAUGGCCUAUUUACCAACAACCUUUCACCUGGUGAUUUUGGUAUUCAAUGAUGAUGAUCCUUGCCUGAAUCAAUUAUUUCAUCAAGAUUUGCAAAAUGGCGAUUUUCUAGUUCUGUUACUCUUUCUACAUUUACUGACGGGCAUUCUGUAAGGAAGAGCUUUCCUUCAUCAACUGGGAAUGCACUAGAGGCAGGGUUGUGCUCAAUUCUUUUCCCUUAAUUACCAGUUUUCAGAGUAAGGAGUUGGUAGUGAUGACAGAUGAUUCAAUGUGUUACAAUCAAUUAUGAUCAUUGUUUCUGAUGCUCAGAUUAUCCCAGAUUUGGCCAGACGGAACCCUUGAAGUAGCUCUUAACGUCUUUUGACAUUCCCUCUCUAGUCUUUGGGCACUUAAAUUGCCUUCCAACACAGGAUAUCUCAGGUUCACCUUGCACUUUCAAUGCUCCACAUAUGGAAUGAGCCAUUUCUCCAGGAAUCCCUGGCUCUUUUUAAUAGGCAACUAUUUAGAAACCAAGAUCUGGGCACUAGGCAUGCUCAUUGCUACUGGGGUAUCAUUAGCAAGUAGCCUUUGACUCUUUUUACAACCAUUCAAUUUAGUCUCCAUAAAGACAACUCUUUGCACCAAUUUCAUCAGUUACAUAAUAUCUAAUUUUGUAAUGGGAACUAUAAUUACAUACUGGGACAGACUAAUUUAGGAGCAAACAACUAAGUCUUGUUAAGCCUACAACUAAACUGAAGAGAACAGAAGUGUUACGUAUACUAGAAAGCAGCAAACUUAACCACAAGAGGUCUUGUGCCAAGGCUAUCAGCAGAUUUUACAGAGGAAGGGAGCUUCUCAGUUAAUCUGGCAAUUGGGUUAAGUAGAGAGCAGUUAAGAGAGCAACUAAAUGCAUGAUACAUACUAUAUUGUGUUUUAACUAUUACAUAUCUUGAUAAUUUACUGUAUAAGCUAAUCACACACCUUUCCCAUCACAUUCCUUAAGGCAAAUUUCUGAUCUAAAUUUGAACUGAGGGUCUGUUUCAUGCAAAUCUAAGUGCUAGUUUUUCUUGCUAAACUUUUAUUUGGUGCUUAAAACAUUAAGGCUAUUAGAUUUCAUUCUUUGACUAUCUUUUGCUAUCAAUUUACUUGCAUGUGCCUGUAAAUGUAAUUAGGCCUCUAUUUCUGUUAUUCUCCUCAGGACUCUAUAUUUCACUAUAAUUAUUAGACCCUUAGAAACUGUAGCCAUUAAAAAUGGCAAGCAUGUGCACUACAGUGAUAUGUAUAAAUAUGUGUGUAGCUUGUAAGCAACAUUGAGUCCUCUGGAUGGAUGGGGAAAGUGAUGCCCCUGAUGCUGAAGUGUCUUGCCUGAGGUCAUAUAGUCAUACAGUGACAGAAUAAGAAUUGGAACCCAUGGCUCCAGCACUUAGUUGAGUUCUUCCUGUAAAAUAAUGUUAAAUGAAAAUUCAGAGCACAAAAAGUAUGUACCUACAAUUUUAUAAAAUAAUGUAUUUUGAUGAGAUUAGAGCAUUGAAAGUUUUUUAUUUGUUUUGUCUUCCCUCCCAUAGAGUUCCUUAAAUUCAAAUCUUUAAAUGAGAAUAGCCCAACAAAGGAUGCACUCCCCGACUCCACUCCAAUUUUGGUCUCCCACCCAGAUCUUUCUCAAGUCAGAACCACAUAGUCAUUGAUCACCUGGAACUAUCUCAAAAGUGCCUUAAGUGGUUUAAUUUAAAACUGAAUUGUUUUCACCCCAAAACCUCUUUUUUAAUUCACUGUAACUUUGACAGGGAAGCUAGAAGCCACUCUCUUCUUCACCAGUAGUUGUUUUAGUCCUAUUGGUUUUACCUUCUAUAUAUUCCAGUUCAUUCUCUCUUCUCUAUCCCCACUGCCACUACCUCUUUUCCAGCUUUUAAUCAGCUCUCAUUUAGAUUAUUUCAGACCCAGGUAAGUGUUCACCCUGCCCCUGACCUCACCCCUUUCAAUGUAUCUUCUGCACUAUUGGCCAAAGUCAUCUGAAAACAUCUCACUAGGACCACCACGUACAGCUGUACAGCUUGAGUAGUGAAUAACCAUACAAGGUGGCCCUGCAUUUGACCAUGUCACAGUUUGCUUUGGUAUCUUCUCAUUGUCAACAGCAAAUGGAUCUCACUCUUAGCCACACACAGAAUGACCUGGGGAGCUUUUAGAAUUACCAAUGCCAGGGCCCCACUUCCAGGAAUACUGGUUUAUUUCAUUUGGGAUGGGGCCUGGUUAUCAGUAUUUCUUCAACUCCCUGGGUGGUUCUGAUGUUCUAAAGUGGAGCAAGGGCAGAAGCAGGGAGACCAGUUAGGAAGCUAUCACAGUAAUUCAGAUGAGAAAUAGUGGUGGUCACAGGAGAGGUAGUGAGAAGUGACUCAACCCUGGAUAUAUUUUGAAGGUAGAGUCUAUAGAACUUCCUUAUGAAUUGGAUUGGGAAGUGAGACAGAGGAAUCAAGGAUGACUGUCUCAGGGCUGGCCCAGUGGCAUAGUGGUUAAGUUCACGCACUCUGCUUCGGCAGCCCGGGGUUUGUGGGUUCAGAUCCCAGGCACGGACCUACACAUUGCUCAUCAAGCCAUGCUGUGGUGGCGUCCCACAUACAAAAUAGAGGAGGAUUGGCACAGAUGUUAGCUCAGGGCCAAUCUUCCUC
This is a messenger RNA of Diceros bicornis minor, 9226 nucleotides long. RefSeq names its product zinc finger protein 287 (gene ZNF287). Gene Ontology annotation, cellular component: nucleus. The record is from RefSeq and is a predicted model, not a curated record. NCBI's taxonomy places the organism in Eukaryota, Metazoa, Chordata, Mammalia, Perissodactyla, Rhinocerotidae. The coding region runs from base 434 to 2722 and encodes 762 amino acids. Gene Ontology annotation, biological process: regulation of DNA-templated transcription. The transcript is spliced from 6 exons.